GUCUAGCCAUCUCUCUCUCUCUCUCUCUCUCUCUCUCUACAGAGACAGCUGCUUUCUCUCUGAGGUGCAACGUACCCAUUGGACUGGAGCUCCGACUAGUGACGGUGGAGAGCAGUAAAUAGAGAGUACUGAUUUGGGUUAAAUUGAUCAAACUCAAGAUCACUAUCAGCUUCCAUAGCCCUAAAACAUGGAUUGGAAUGCUAACCUCAGACCCCCUUUUGUCUUUCGCCCUGAAAAUUCCUUCAACUUCCUCUUCAACUAUGAUCACUACCCAGGCGCUGAGAUGAAGUAUCCGGUGGUGGCGCAGCCGUCGCACGCGGUGGUCGGCGGAAUGGACAAGAGUGGUAGUUAUUACGGGAAUCAGCUGGAGAAGAAGAAGCGGCUGACGAACGAGCAGUUAGACUCAUUGGAGAGUAGCUUCCAGGAGGAGAUAAAGCUGGACCCUGAAAGGAAGAUGAAGCUGGCCCGGGAGCUCGGGCUGCAGCCCCGCCAGAUCGCUGUUUGGUUCCAGAACCGCCGUGCGAGGUGGAAAGCCAAGCAGGUCGAGCGCCUCUACGACGUUCUCAAACAGGAAUUUGACACUGUUUCUAAAGAGAAGCAGAAGCUCCAAGAAGAGGUCUCGGCAUUGAAAACUUUGCUCAACGACCAAGCAAUGAAGAAGCAAGUCUCGAGAGGUCAGACGGAAAUCUCCGGCGAAGAGACGGUGGAGAGCACGUCUGUUGAGAACCAGGGCUCCGGCAAGCUAGGGGAAACCAGCCACCAGCAGAAUAUUGGCGAUCAGGGAAACUAUGUCUUCUCCGUCGACGAAUACAAUCCGGCGAUGCCGCCUUACUGGGGUAGCUUCCUGCCUUCUUAUCCUUGAAACAGGCCGGGCUGCUUUUUCUCAAUACUACUUGUUCUAUAUUAGACCUAGCUACUAGGUAGCCAGCUUAAGAAGUAAGAACUGGGUUGAUUAUUAUUAGGGUUUGCCUUGUAGUUGGCAUCUAGAUCUUACAGUUAAUUAAUCUUUAUGGAUUAAUUAAUGUUAACCCUAAAACUGAUACUUUGUUUUUAAUGUUGUUUGUUGUUGGUUUAUUAAUU
Messenger RNA from Diospyros lotus (date-plum), 1080 nucleotides. RefSeq names its product putative homeobox-leucine zipper protein ATHB-51. The transcript is spliced from 3 exons. Gene Ontology annotation, cellular component: nucleus. Gene Ontology annotation, biological process: positive regulation of DNA-templated transcription. NCBI's taxonomy places the organism in Eukaryota, Viridiplantae, Streptophyta, Magnoliopsida, Ericales, Ebenaceae. The record is from RefSeq and is a predicted model, not a curated record. Gene Ontology annotation, molecular function: sequence-specific DNA binding; DNA-binding transcription factor activity, RNA polymerase II-specific. The coding region runs from base 188 to 862 and encodes 224 amino acids.